Erinaceus europaeus (western European hedgehog) is the source of this 2477-nucleotide messenger RNA. It is a transcript of the gene KCNAB3, whose product is annotated as potassium voltage-gated channel subfamily A regulatory beta subunit 3. The transcript is spliced from 14 exons. Gene Ontology annotation, molecular function: potassium channel regulator activity; voltage-gated potassium channel activity; transmembrane transporter binding. Lineage: Eukaryota; Metazoa; Chordata; Mammalia; Eulipotyphla; Erinaceidae. The record is from RefSeq and is a predicted model, not a curated record. Gene Ontology annotation, biological process: potassium ion transport; regulation of potassium ion transmembrane transport. The coding region runs from base 411 to 1625 and encodes 404 amino acids. Gene Ontology annotation, cellular component: voltage-gated potassium channel complex; membrane; cytoplasm.
UGAGCUGGGCCGCUGCCGACGCGGCUGGGAGCCUAGCGGUCCCGCUGCGGUUCGGGCAGAAGUGGCAUCUCUCUGCCGCCCCCUCGGCCCUGGGUCCCGACCCUCCGAGGGUCGCCCUCGACCUUUACCUUCACCCACACCCCCCUCUUCCUCCCCGCGCCAGUGCCCGGGCAUCCGAAUACCUCCACUCCCCGCGCCCCACUCGUUUCUCCCCUCCCGCCGCAAACCCCGCGACCUCCAGCAGUUCGCCCCCGCGGGCCGAUCCUGCCUGGCGGCUCCCGCCGCAGCCCGUGCGCCCUCCCCGCUCUCCCCGGGCUCCCGCCACUACGCCCCCCGGAGCCGGUCCUCGGGCUUCCCUCCCUCCGCCUCCCGCCCCCUCGAAGCCCCCUCCUCUUCCCCGGCCGCCUGGCAUGCAGGUGUCUAUCGCGUGUACAGAGCAGAACCUUCGCAGCCGGAGCAGUGAGGACCGUCUGUGUGGACCCCGGCCGGGCCCCGGGGGCGGUAACGGCGGGCCGGUCGGCGGGGGACAUGGGAACCCACCGGGGGGAGGAGGGUCCGGUCCCAAGACCCGGGCCGCCCUGGUACCCCGACCCCCAGCACCUGCUGGGGCCCUCCGAGAGAGCACCGGCCGAGGCACUGGCAUGAAAUACAGGAACCUAGGAAAGUCUGGUCUUCGGGUAUCCUGUCUUGGCCUGGGUACCUGGGUCACAUUUGGUUCUCAAAUCUCGGAUGAGACAGCAGAAGAUGUGCUGACAGUAGCUUAUGAGCAUGGCGUAAACCUGUUCGACACAGCUGAAGUGUAUGCAGCAGGAAAUGCUGAAAGAACCCUAGGCAACAUCCUAAAAAACAAAGGUUGGAGGAGAUCAAGCUAUGUCAUCACCACCAAGAUUUUUUGGGGAGGACAGGCAGAAACUGAACGAGGCUUGAGCCGCAAACAUAUCAUUGAGGGUUUGCGAGGAUCCCUGGAACGCCUCCAGCUGGGAUAUGUGGACAUCGUCUUUGCAAAUCGCUCAGACCCAAACAGUCCUAUGGAAGAGAUUGUGCGAGCCAUGACCUAUGUCAUCAACCAGGGCCUGGCCCUAUACUGGGGAACAUCCCAAUGGGGAGCUGCAGAAAUCAUGGAGGCCUACUCCAUGGCCAGGCAGUUCAAUCUGAUUCCUCCAGUCUGUGAACAAGCUGAGCACCAUCUGUUUCAGAGAGAGAAGGUGGAGAUGCAGCUGCCAGAGCUCUACCACAAGAUUGGUGUUGGCUCAGUCACCUGGUCCCCUGUGGCUUGUGGCCUGAUCACUAGCAAGUAUGAUGGGCGAACCCCAGAAACCUGCAGGGCCGCCAUGAAGGGCUACCAGUGGCUCAAGGACAAAGUGCAGAGUGAGGACAGCAAGAAGCAGCAAGCCAAAGUCAUGGACCUUCUCCCCAUGGCUCACCGGCUGGGCUGCACUGUAGCCCAGCUUGCUAUUGCCUGGUGUCUCCGCAGUGAUGGUGUCAGCUCAGUCUUGCUCGGAGUGUCGAGCACAGAGCAACUGGUAGAACAUUUGGGCGCCCUACAGGUGCUGAGCCAGUUGACCCCACAGACGGUAAUGGAGAUAGAUGGGCUCCUGGGGAACAAACCGCAUUCCAAGAAAUAGUCCGUCAGGGCGCAGGGAGCCAAACUCAUAGCCGCCGAAGCCCAUGGUAAACCAACAGCCGCUUUCCUGCAACAGCCUCCCUCCCACCGAGCCCGGAUCCUUCCGAAAAGUCCAGAGCCUGGGAGGCCCCGCCCACUAACGAGUCCGGGCUUGGAGUAGCGAUAAGCAUGAACAAAGCCAUAUUCUCCUGCAGUGGGGCUUGAGAGGGAAAGUAGUCCGCAGCCCCUGUUGCGAUCCUCCCAGGCCUUCUUGCUAAUCCAGGGCAUGAGCUACUGGGCCGUCCUCACUUUGCCACUUGAUCGCCCCGAUUCUCUCCUCCCUCAAUCGCUAAGACCCAGGAUUAAAAAAGAUGAUGAAACAUGCUGAGUACCUUAAAAUGUCAUCAGGUUAUAACAGCCCAGUGUUAUCUGGGACAAGGAAAUGGACUUCUCAGUUGUCAAAGCCAGGCUGGUCCUGGCCAGAAGUAAAUAAUAUUUGGAAAACCAGUACCCUGCCUCCCAGCCAGGAAGUUGGAGAAGGGCUUAAAUGUAGGCCUAGAAUUAAUAGUCAAUUAUUUUGCUACUGCUAGAGGAAACUCUGAUGUAGAUAUAUAACAUGACCUGGCAAAGUGGUCCUUGGACAACGAAGUUGAUUAAGCUUUGCAGGACUUAGUAACAGCCAUUGGAUCCUGACAGCGAUAAAGGAGUGGCAUAAAAAGGUCUAGAACGGACUUUUGAGCCUUGAACACAACUUCCUAUCUGGCAGUGGAGGACUGCAUUCUUCCUCCCGGCAAUAAUCUUAAAGCAAUAAUGAUGGGCCCUAUUCUGUAAGACUUCCAAGGGAACUGUAAAUAAAAUCUCAGCUUGAUCCUCA